UUUUCUCGUUCCAGCUGUGAGGAGCGUCGCUUCUGAGGACAGUGACAGGCAGAUGUGUGUGUUUCUCACAGCAGUCGGUAUCUAAACGGAUCGGUACAGUGUGUGUCCGGGGCCAUCGCUGACGGCGGAUGCCGCUGAAAGCGCGGAGCUCGACCCGGAGGAGGAGAAAGAAUCCGGAUGAGGAGCAACCCGCGGAGCCUGCUGCUUCCUCAGCUCGGGUGAUGGCGCCGACUCGAAUGAAGCUGCGUGUUCGCCGCCGUGACAAUGCAGCCGCAGGUGCUGCUGGACGUGGCGCGGCGCUGGAGGAAGAUGAAGAGCAGAGGAGUCGAGAGAGUGGCAGCAGGAGGAAAAACGCUAGCAGAUCUUCUACUGCGGCCACAUCCUCCUCGUCCUUGUCUCCACCCGCGUCCUCCGCCUCAACAUCAGCACGCCCCCAUCUAAUGGCAGCAGAGGAGGCGUCGCCUGACUCCAAGUGCCCCAUUUGCCUGGACCGUUUCAACAACUUGGCAUUCCUGGACCGCUGCAAGCACCGCUUCUGCUUCCCGUGCAUCCAGGAGUGGUCUCACAAAAAGCCAGAGUGUCCGCUUUGCAAGCAGCCCUUUGCCUCAAUCUUUUACCGGAACCAAGCUGAGGAUGACUUCAAGGAAUAUACGCUGCGCUCAGCGCCCCCCAGCAGCAGCGUGGCCGCUACUGUGGCAAUGGUGGCAGCAAUGGCGUCGGCUGCAAGAAGCAGCCAUCAAAUGAGGCUAAUGCUGAGGCGGCACCGGGUGUCAGAGGCUGGCGAGACAACAACAAGGAGGCGGCGGAGGGAGAGAGGGGCCAGAAGGGCGGAGGAGAGGGCAGGGGGUUGGGAGUGGUACCUCGAUUCCCCUCCCCUUCCACUCCCUCCUCUUCCUCACCCUCCAGUCGUUGCUGAGGACAGUGAGGAUGGGGAGGAACAGAGGAUAAGAGGAGGCGCUGAUUUGGUGGAGCGCGGUGUGAUAUUUGAAGGACUAACAGGCCUUGGAGGGGCAGUGGCACCCAUUGCCCCCAAUGACCGGGCAUCACGGCGACUGAUGACUCGCUUAGCGGCAAGGCAGCGUUUGCAGCGUGAAGGUGGAACCGUGCGCCGACUUAGGGAGAGAGAGACGGUGGCUUUUCGCCGUGGACUCUAUCGCUGUGGCAUUCGGGUCCGUGGGGUUGCUGGAGUACACGGCAACGAGGGACAGCGUGACAUCACGGCAGAUAGCUUCCGUCGGAACCCUGCCCACUUGAACAGGCUCCGCCCCUGGCUGCGGAGGGAGCUCACGGUGCUGUAUGGCUCGCACACCUCGUUGGUUGACAUCGUUCAGCGCAUCAUCAUGGCAAGGCUCGCCCGCCACGGCCUGGAGAAUACACCCAACGUAGAAGAAGAGCUGCGGCCAUUCUUGCUGGCACGCACUGAGCACUUCCUGCAUGAGCUCAUCAGCUUCGCCCGCUCGUCGCUCAGCCUGGAGAACUACGACCUGCAGGCGGUGUACGAGCCACCGGACGCUGCAGUGGAACUGGAUGGGAUGAGCAGCUCGUCCGAUGGCAGCUCUGUCAUCGCCAUCUCCGAGGGGGAGGAUGAAGAGAGGGGGGCAGGGGGAGGGUCCGAGGAGAGGCUGGGGAGGGAUGUGGGAGCUCAAGAUGACCCCAUCCAAACAGCGAGUGUCCUUAGCCUUUCGGGUUGGGAUGAUGAAACCCCAGGCCCCUCCUACUCCACCGCCGAGCCUUCAUCUUCGUUCAGUCCUGCCCUGCCGGAGGCAGCCAAUCAGGAUGGAGGAGAAAGGCAGGGAGAAGAGGAUGAGUGUCUCAUCGUUGGGUACAAGAAGCCGAUUGCAGAACGGACGCCGGAGUUGGUGCAGCUCUCCUCUGACACAGAAGAAGAGGAGGUAGAGAAGAAGAAAGAGGAGGAGGCUCCUCCUCCCCCCUCUGCAACACCUCCCCUCUCUUACUUACCCACGAUCCCUCCCUCCACAUCAGGUACUUACAGAGAGGAGCAGGACAAGGGGCAGAAAACUGGCGAGGUGGCAGGACAGCGCUCACGUGCACGCUCGUGGUCAGGGAGCUCUGGUCGGAGCAGGAGCUCUGUGUGCACGCUCAGCCCGGCGACGCCUGGAGAGACUGAGCGGCGGCAGGAGAUGGGGAGCUGGAGAGACAGGAAGUCCACCAGUGAGGCAGCAAGAGAGAAGAGGAGGAAGAGAAGGCAAGAACGCAGCAGCAACCAGCACAGGAAAAGUGGCACUCUGUUCAACCCAAAUCGCUCCAUUUAUCCCGCCAUGAUGCGGCACCGCUCCUCGCCUCCGUUUGACUCCAGCGCUGACUCCAGCUCCCCGCCGUCGCCCAGUCCGCCGGACUCCAGCUGGGAGUACCCCUGCGCCCAGGUGUCCCCUCUCACCUCCUCCGCCUCUUCACCAUCCCUCUCCUCGUCCUCACCGCGUCCUCCCCCACCACCACCGCGGACGCCACCGACGCCCACGCUGUCCCCCAGCGACAGCGCUCAUCACGGAGAGAAACCUGGCGGGAAAAGGAAAUGCAAGAGCCGCCACCUGGACAACAAUGUCAAGGAUCCCACGUGGAGGCCGAGCGGCAGUGGUGGUAUUCGCAAGGAGAAGAGGAAAGAGAGGAGGAAGAGGAAGGAGCGAGACAGAGGAAGGAGAAGGGAGAGGCACAGGCGGGCGAGCAGUGGCUACGGUGGCGAGAGCAGCCGGAGGUCCAGACAAGACCGCAGCCCCAGCGUGGAGAUCAUCUACGAGGGCACCAUCACUGCCGACGGGGCGCAGCCUCCUGCCCACAAACGGCGCCGGAAACGUCAUCGUAAGGCUCAGCAGAGCAGGUACGAGUUGUCACACUGUGGCGUUAGUCAGGCUCAUCAACAGCAGGACAGCUGGAAAUCCACUGGAAAUCAGGACACUUCGUCCAUAAACUCGCCAUCUCCACUCAAGCAAUGGAAGGAGGGGAGGGAUGCCCCUCCGCUCCUCAGACAGGCCAGCCCGGUUCGGUCAUACAACAGGAACACGCCGCCACCACUAAAACACAAAGAUGCUGGGAGUCCACGCCGCUCCCCUGUCUUUAACAAAGACCUCCACUCAGAUCACACCUCUGCCGGACCAAUUCUGCAUAGUUUAAAUCCCACUGACUCCUGUUCGCCCGCGAAGCUGCCCGACAACAGCGAGUCCAUCCCGCCCAUUUCUACACUGAAGAGACAUCUGACCAGCACGUUCGCACUGAGCAGCAAGCCGGCCAACAUGAGCAGCGUUUCAGCUGCUCUCUCUAAAGUCCGAGCACUGACCACUGAUUUCGAUCACUCCGGUCACAAACCUCCUGUCGCUCCCUCUUCCUCUUCUUUUGCGUGUGAUUCGACUCCCACGGCUUCUCGUUAUUACUCCUUAAACUCCUCAGCGUUACAUUCCACCAGGGAGAGCACGAUGGGAAUAUCUUCCAUCCUCUCACCCGUCGACUUAAAUCCUGUGAAUUCUUCAUCUGACAUUGAUUUCCACUCAGCUGCUGGCUGGUCCAAAGAGAAGCCAGCUCCUGCUCACUCUACCUCCGCCAGCUGCAGGAAUAAGACUCACAACUCCUUCUGGGCAUCACCCGUUGACUUUCAUCGAUUCAGCAGUGCUGCUGGAGGGCCCCCGGCACGUAGCGGCAUGUACUCAGGAGUCAAUUCUCACGACACAUCACUUCCUGUUUCUGUUAGUGAUUCCAGGACUCAGAAUGAUGUCUCACCCCCUAACUCCCCCUGUUCCAGUAAUCUGACUCUAAUUGGCUUGACAACAGCUGCCACGCCGUCCACCGUGAACCUGCUUCCUGUUGACUUCCACUCCUCCAGUCCGGCCUCGGGAGGACGGACAGGCGAGGAGACGGUGUCGGUGGUGAACUGCGAGGGAAAGCCACUCUCCGUGGGUCUUGUUGCACCUGCUAACUUGCAUUCGUCUUGUUUGAUUGACGGACACUUGAACCACACAGCCUUCUCCUCCUCCUCUACUCCCUCUGAACACAGCAUUACAUUUAACGCCUCGCACAGAAAGUCCGAACUCGGCAUGGACCCGAAUCUCUUCCGGCCCCCCAACCACAUUGAUCCUGAUUCAAAACAUAACUUCCACCCUGACUCUGAGCCUCCACCACCAAAAUACGCUCAGAGGGACUUUGAGCCCCACACGGACAAUCACAUCAUCUCGGAGUAUAACUCCACUUCUACCACUGACACCCAUCCAUACGAACGCUCCGCCACGUAGGGCACGAUUAAACGAAAGAUUUAAAUGUUCGGAAUAAAUGUCAGGGACGAACUGUUGCAUUAUACUUUUGGCAUCAUUUUUCAUGAACCAUUUAUAAACUUGUGUUUAUUUAGAAUUUAACUCGAGUACAAACACAUUCCUAGUGACUGAUUUUCAAAAUAAACUUGUUUUCUGAGGCAGCACCAAUAAACUGAUUGUUUAGACAUGAGCACUGUCAUGUACUUUUGUAUUACUUUUAUUAUUUUAAUCGUUGAGGCAAGCGGGUGAAACCCCCUCCAAACCUCGCUAUCAAUUGGUUGGGUUUUUUUUUCCAUGUUCAAACUGCUUAAGAAAAAAAAAGUGUAAGGAUGAGUCCAGAGUGAAGCGCUCUCAAUCACAUGUAGUCCACAAAACCGGUAGCUCUAGUCUAAAAGUAAAAGACAAGGUGUAAAACUGAACAAAACUGGCCUUUUCAGGGGAUUGAUGACUGAAUUUGGUAAUGACACUCGGACACAUGCUUGUGUAAGUGAGUGGAUGUUUGUGUGUUUACAUGUUCUGUGUGCAAAAAAAAAAAAAAAAAAUCUGAAUAAAAGUUUGGUUUAAAAAUGCUUUCUUUUUUUACUCAAAUGUAUGAGCAAUGUUGGCAGUGGCUUGUAAAACUGAUGGAGAAAGUAAUG
Neolamprologus brichardi is the source of this 4894-nucleotide messenger RNA. Lineage: Eukaryota; Metazoa; Chordata; Actinopteri; Cichliformes; Cichlidae. The record is from RefSeq and is a predicted model, not a curated record.